AUGAUUCUACUUGGAUUUACUGCUCAUUACGAUCUUAGCAGGCCGAAUGAAGUAAACAUAUCAAACACUGCCCACAAAAAGAAAGCCCAGAUUUGCCAACCUGGGAGGCCCAAAGUCCAAAUGGCCCAACCCAUAAGAACAGUAAUCAACAUCGUUGAAUCACCCCCAUCAGGCUGUGAAGAGGUUGCACUUCUUGAAAAUCUCUGCAAUUCUCUCUGCCUUUUAUUCUCAAAAAAAAAACGAUCCAACUUUAAGGAGAAGAAUAGCGCGACUGAAUCGGUGCUUAAGCGUAUCUUGGUGAAUUGUUCAGCUCAGGCCAAACAAUAUGGUAGCUGUGUUGCGGCAAGGGUUCCAGAAGUUGAACGAGACAUGUGUUUAAAAUAA
Fraxinus pennsylvanica is the source of this 384-nucleotide messenger RNA. The record is from the annotation of a GenBank genome assembly. NCBI's taxonomy places the organism in Eukaryota, Viridiplantae, Streptophyta, Magnoliopsida, Lamiales, Oleaceae.